GCCAAGUAUAAGCUCGAUGCCGCUUCCUCGUUGAGAGAUAGCCUUGAACCCUACACGAUUGGGACGAACUAUGCUGUCUUCCUGAAGCGGCUGAUGCCCGUAUUCGUCGCCAUCCUCAGGGGGCCGUGUAUAUUCCAGAGCACAUCUCCUGAGCAGAAACUCCGGAAUUGCAUCCUCGAGAUUCUCUAUCGGCUCCCCACUCACCAGACCCAAACGUCCCCGGAGCCGUUUGAACCGUAUGCCGAAGAGAUAGUCGAUCUUUUGAUGAGUCUCGUUCGGAACGAUAACGAGGACAACGCUACGCUAUGCGUCAAGAUAAUUUCGGACGUCAUGCGGCACCAGCCCAAGGUGCUCCAUGGCAAGGUCCAGCCGUUCCUGGAUUUAAUCCAGGAGCUUUUCGAACAGAUGGAGAAGGUCGUGCGCGAGCAGCUCGAUAGUAUCGCUGUCCCGUUCAACGCGACCGGUCCACCGACCACACCUGGAAGCACCCAGACGAAUUUUCAGUCGCCGCGGCCCGGCUCGCCCGUGGCCUCCGUCACAGACCUAGGCCAAGAUCCCCAGCAACAGAGCCGGCCUUUACUAAAGGGGAUGCAAUCCUUCAAAGUUCUUUCCGAGUGUCCGAUCAUCGUGGUAUCCGUUUUCCAGACCUAUCGAAACAUUAUUCAGCAGAAUGUCAAGGCCUUUGUUCCUCUCAUCAAGUCUGUGCUGUGCCUGCAGGCCAAGGCUCAGGAACAGGCGCAUGUCGAGGCCAAGGCAAAGGGAGCUGUGUUUUCCGGCGUGAGCCAAAGUAUUAAGAACCGUGCGGCUUUUGGGGAAUUUAUUACCGCCCAGGUCAAGACGAUGAGCUUCCUGGCGUACUUGCUUCGGCAGUACUCUAGCCAGCUCGCCGACUUCUUGCCUACGCUACCAGACAUCGUCGUGCGGCUCCUUCGAGAUUGUCCUAGGGAGAAGUCUGCCGCCCGGAAGGAGUUGCUAGUUGCGAUCCGCCACAUCAUUAACUUCAACUUUCGCAAGAUCUUCCUCAGCAAGAUUGACGAGCUUCUCGAAGAGAAGACGCUCAUCGGCGAUGGGCUGACGGUCUACGACACUUUGCGACCGCUGGCCUAUAGUAUGCUAGCCGACCUGAUACACCACGUUCGCGACUCUCUAUCCCCGGAGCAGAUACGGAAGACGGUCGAGGUCUACACCAAGAAUUUGCAAGACAACUUUCCCGGCACGAGUUUCCAGACGAUGAGUGCGAAGCUGUUAUUGAACAUGGCCGAAUGUAUCGCGAAGAUGCCUAAUAAGGUCGAUGCCCGACAUUACCUGCUGAUGAUCCUCAAUGCCAUCGGCGAUAAAUUUGCGGCGAUGAAUCGACAAUACCCGAACGCCGUGAAGCUUUCGAAGCUCUAUGCGCUCCAGAGUGCAGAGCAGAUUCCCGAAACGUAUCUUGCGGACAAGGAGCAUCAUCCUCAGUGGGAUGAGACGGAUAUCUUCACGGCGAUGCCCAUCAAGACAUCGAACCCCCGUGACCGCGGCACCGAUCCCGUCGCGGAUAACAAGUUCCUGUUCAAGAAUCUCAUGAACGGCCUUAAAAACACCUUCUACCAGCUGAGAACUUGCAAUGCCGCGCUUCAGAUAGACCCUAAGAAUGCGCCACAGCAUUGGCAAGAGGUCUCGUACGGGUUUUCCGCCGAGGAGGUGAAGGUGAUUAUAAAGCUGUUCCGAGAAGGUGCUUACGUCUUUCGCUACUAUGAGAUCGAAAAACCUGCUGCCGAGUCUCAGUAUGCCUCGCCUGUGGAACACAUGGCGAAUUUCUACAUGGUGUCGAGUAGCAAGGAGGAAAAGGAUCUCCUCGAAACCUUCGCUACUGUCUUUCACUGCAUAGACCCGGCCACAUUCCAUGAAGUAUUUCAACAGGAGAUUCCUCGCCUCUACGAGAUGAUAUUCGAACACACGGCCCUCCUGCACAUCCCCCAAUUCUUCUUAGCGAGCGAGGCCACCUCCCCAAGCUUCUGCGGUAUGCUUCUGAAAUUUCUGAUGGAGCGAAUUGACGAUGUGGGCUCGGCCGACGUGAAACGGUCGUCGAUCCUGCUGCGGCUGUUCAAAUUGGCAUUCAUGGCGGUUACCUUAUUCGCGAAUCAAAACGAGCAAGUUUUGCUCCCGCACGUCGUAGACAUUGUCACCAAGUCGAUCGAUCUCUCCACCAAGGCCGAGGAGCCCAUGAACUACUUCCUCCUGCUGCGAUCGUUAUUCAGGAGCAUCGGCGGCGGGAAGUUCGAGCACCUAUACAAGCAGAUAUUACCUCUCUUAGAGAUGUUGCUCGACGUUCUAAACACCUUACUCAUGGCCGCACGCAAGCCGGCAGAGCGGGAUUUAUAUGUGGAACUGUGCCUCACGGUGCCGGCACGUCUAAGCAAUCUGCUACCCCAUUUGAGCUUCCUCAUGCGACCCCUGGUCGUGGCACUCAGAGCCGGUACCGAUCUUGUCGGACAAGGACUGAGGACGUUGGAACUGUGCGUGGAUAAUCUCACCGCCGACUACUUGGACCCUAUCAUGGCCCCAGUAAUAGAGGAUCUGAUGAACGCGCUGUUCGAGCACUUGAAACCGCAUCCCUACAGUCACUUCCACGCCCACACUACCAUGCGCAUAUUGGGGAAGCUGGGUGGCAGAAAUCGCAAGUCGAUGACAGAGCCUAUACCUGUAGACUACCAAAAAUAUGCCGAUGACCCUUCGAGCUUCGACCUACGCCUCAUAGGGUCCAAGAGGGACCGCGCAUUCCCGGCCGAACUUGGCAUCGACUUCGCCAUCCGGAAGUUGACCGAAGUUCCGAAGCCGUCAAAGGCGAAUACGGCGAGGCAAUUCGACGGCUAUUACAAGAAGCAAGCGCUACAGCUCAUCAAAUCUCAGCUGAAACUGCGGGUCGGCAUCGAUCAUUUACCGGAAGACCUCCCUCGACUGGUCCGCCUUCAAGCACAGGAUUUCCUUGCCCGAAAACCAGCGGCGGACUUUGCGAAUUUCUUCGUGUCGGACCGCGACCGGUCUGUUGCCAAGAAAAACGAGCAGGACGAUGUCAUGAAACGCCUCAUCAAAGCCGUCAUGUUCGCUGAGUCAAUCCCUGAAUUCCGAGAGGAAGUUGACGUGUUCCUUAUGAACCUGUGCCGACACUUCACGAUCAUCGAGGUUGGGCGUGGCCUGGUAGAUAUCAAGAAGGAAAGCAGCGCCUUCCAUGUGCAAUCGUGGGAGGGUCCCAUGUAUAUCGAUACCCGGGUUUUGGCAGAUGCUAUCGUUGAAUCACUCGCGUCCGAUCUACCCGACGUACGGGACGCCGCCUUUCGAGCAAUCCGAGCCGUCUAUGACUCCACGGCCACUAUAUUUGGAUCCGAAAGCUAUGUCGGCCGGUUAGGAUUCUUCAACCAUCUUAGCAAGACGUUCUGCCACGCUUGCCACGAAGAAGAAUGGUACACGAAAACUGGCGGCAGUCUCGGCAUCAGAUAUCUCCUUGUCGAGAUCGACCUCGGCGAUGUUUGGAUCGCAUCGAAACAAUUAGAUUUCAUGCGUUCCCUGAUGUACGUAAUUAAGGACAUGCCUCAGGACCUACCCGAGAAAACGAGAUGUUCGGCCCAGACCACGCUUGAGUCCCUCCUUAGACGGAUCACCGCCAAUGUGAGAAAGGAAGAUGUGUUGCCCACCCCCCCACAACCUGGCCAACUUCACGCCAAGCCCUCGCGCCUCGCGCAGAUCUUCGGCUUCUUCAAUGACGAGCUCUCUCACAUGAACAAACACGUUCGGGAGACAGCGAGGCGGUCGCUCGAAAUAAUCGCCACCGCAACCAAGACUGAGAUUGGGGAACUUCUCCAGCCGCACAAGGACCGCUUGCUGCAGACCAUCUAUGCCAAGCCCCUUCGAGCACUCCCCUUCUCGACACAGAUAGGCUACAUCGAUGCUAUCGGCUACUAUAUGAGCUUGAAGCCCGACUUUGUCACCUUUGACGAUAACCUGAAUCGGUUGCUGCUGGAGUCGCUAGCCUUGGCUGACGCGACGGACGAAUCGCUAGCCGGGAAACAUGCGGAAUUUCGAACGCACGAAUCUAUCGUCAACCUACGAGUUGCUUGCAUAAAGAUCUUGAGCAAGGCGAUGAGCUUCGAAGAUUUCCAGAAGGGCCAGAACAACCCAGCGCGGACAAGGAUUGUGUCUGUGUUUUUCAAGUGCCUAUACUCCGAAUCCAAGCCUACCAUCGAAGCGGCCAAUGAGUCUCUGAAGGCAGUUCUCUCCCAGACUAACAAGUUGCCCAAGGAUCUGCUGCAGCAAGGACUUAGGCCCGUCUUAGCUAACCUCCAAGACCCUAAACGCUUGAGCACGCAUGGACUAGAUAACCUGGCUCGUCUUCUACGGCUUCUCACCACCUAUUUCAAAGUAGAGAUUGGUGCAAGACUGUUAGAACACAUCAAGGUGCUUGCUGAUCCGACCUUCCUCCAGCAGGUGUCUUUCACCUUCUUCGAGCAGAACAAUCAAAUGAAGGUGAUUGCGUCGGUUCUUAACAUAUUUCAUUUGCUUCCUCCGCUCGCGGAGCAGUUCAAGGAGCGACUCAUCGAUAUCUGCUUGGAACUUGAGGAGAAGCUACGGCGCACUCAUCACAGUCCGUUCCGGGCACCCAUAUACAAAUACUUGAACAGAUACCCUACCGAGGUUUGGAACUUCUUGCUCGGCAAACUAGAAGACUUAAAAUACGGUCGGUUCUUAGCUCAAGUCCUCCUACAUCCGGACAACAAGCCCCUGAGAGAUCAUGCCGCCGCCAACGUCGAUGGGUUAAUCUCCUUGUGCACUCAAGUCGCCAGCGUCCCAAAGGAGACAAGGUUCGUGGCAGUUGUCAACACCAUCAAUGUCCUGGACUCCUUAAGCCAACAUGCCAGCACCCAAGGGUGGAUGGAACGCAAGGACACGAUCUCGUGGCUGCGACAAGUCGGGAGGGAGCUCGAGCGUAGCCUGCGGACCAACAGUCUGCCCGCUCAUCUUCGACUCCCCGCCGAUCAGGCGGCUGAGCAGCUAAUGGGCAUCUUCACUAAGGCGCUAUCCCUACAUCCCAGAGAAUUGGAUGGACUCUUCGGUCUCGUGGAUGCUGUUACCUCGGAAGAGUUGCGCCCCACACCGGCUCUGUUCAACUUCCUUUAUACCCACGUCAUCUGCAGCGACUCUAUUGACUACUGGAAGUCGAUCGUGCUCCGCUGCCUCAACAUAUACGCAGGGAAGAGUUCCAGCCAGAAGACCAAGUGCUUCCUGCUUCGAAACAUAGUUAACCCGAUUGUUGCCAUGGAUGUCAUGCGGCACUGGAAUCAACCGAGGGCCCAAAGACUGAUGGACCGAGCGGUCAUCGAGUCUAUCAACGUAAAGAUAUGGAAGGUCAACCUCGGAGACCCCCAAGAGGAUCUGGCACAGCCAGGCAUUGACCACACGAGGAUGGAGGUUCUCCAGCUCUCUGCAAUGCUGGUCAAGUAUCACCAUUCCAUACUGCAAGAUGCAAGGAAGGAUAUCAUCAAGUUCGGCUGGACCUACAUCCGACUAGACGAUGUGAUCAACAAACACGCCGCGUAUGUUGUGAUCGGCUAUUUUAUUGCGCACUAUGAAACUCCUCCCAAGAUAGUUACGCAGGUAUACUACUCGCUGCUACGGACGAACCAGAAUGAAGGGCGAGCUCUGGUCACGCAAGCCCUCGAACUGAUGGCCCCCGUUCUACCCAAGCGGUGCAACGCAGUACCUGGAGAUCGGAGCGCAGUCUGGGCCAUGGCCCCGCGCCGCAUCUUGGCCGAAGAGGGGCAGAACGUUCAGCAGAUGACGAGCAUCUUCCACUUCUUGGUCAGGCAUCCGGACUUAUUCUACGAAUCUAGGGACAAGUUCGCAUUGUUAAUCAUUACGUCGCUCCGAAAGGCGUCUCCUUUCGUGUCGUCCUCCACCGAAAGCAAGAGAUUGGCACUGAAUAUGAUGUGGCUAAUCUGGAGGUGGGAGGAGAGGAGAGUCGAUGGCAAGACGAGUGACUCCCGAAGAGCUAUGUCGGAAUCGCCAAAUUCUCGGAAGCGAAAGCUGGACAGUGACCCGCUUACCUCGUCGCCUCCGGCAACUCGACAAAUCGCCCAACUUGAUAGAGCGGAAUUCCAAAUCCCAGCCGUUUACCGGCACAAGAUGGUCAAGUAUUUAAUCGAGUUUAUCGCCCAGCUUAACGAGAGGUAUCCGCUACCUUCGGCCAAACCGAGAGAUGCCGCGUCGACGUCGGGGCCAGCUCUACCCUCGCAAUCCACCGAGUUAAUCAAGAAGGCCAUGUCACUACUUUACAACCUGCUACAGCCACGAUACUGGGGCGACCUCGACGUUGACCUGUUCCCAAGUAUCACCGAGGUUGUCUUGGCUAACGAGAAGACCACCAAAACCCUUGCUGCCGACCCAUCAGAUAAGGAAAACUAUGACGAGAAAUUCAUCACCAACAUAAUCAAUACCCUGCAGGUGGUGCGGAUCAUCCUAAAUUUCAAGCCCGACGAAUGGAUCUUGAAGAAUAUGGCCCCCAUCCAGAAAGUCAUCGAGAAAUGUCUCAAGUCCGAAAAUCCGGAACUGCAAGAUUGCCUCCAUCAAAUUGACAAGAAGUACGACGAUGGGCGCGACGUCAAGGCAAUAGUCCAACGGAUCCUUGCUGCCGUACCGGAAGAUGUGCCGAUGGAGGACGCGGACGCUGAGGGCGAGCCCGAGGCCCCUGUCUCCGAGAUCGUCACUUUCCUAUCCACCGUCGCGACGGAGGCCCUUGCAGCCUCGUAUCACGUAUCCGGGGUCAAUAUAUUUUGGUCCCUAGGCCAGCGGAAGCCCUCCGUUAUCGAUAAUCAUAUCCCGUCCUUGAUGAAGGCACUGCAGUCGAAAUUGGCCAAGGAGCAUGUCCAGCACUACACGAGCCUAGCCACACAUCAGCAGACGGGUGUCGGUGUGGCUCGACCUCAAGACCCGAACGCACAGAACGGGGAGAUGUCGCCGUAUGAUCUCAACAUUCAGACAGACUUGAUGAUCAAAGCCAUCGAGGUGACAGCAAUGCGCAUGGAAAACCUUGGCGACCAUCGUAGACCAUUCUUGAGCGUCUUGGCUACUCUAGUCGAGAAGUCACAACAUAUUCCCCUCUGCGAGAAAAUUCUGGAUAUGGUAGAAGGCUGGGUCUUUCGAUCUGAAGGGACAUGGCCGACGCUUAAGGAGAAAACAGCCGUGUUACAUAAAAUGCUUUCUUUCGAGCACCGGAAUGACCCGACAAUGCUAGGUAAAUUCCUCGAGCUGGUGAUCCGUAUCUACGAAGACCCGAAGAUCACUCGAACCGAGCUUACCGUCCGCAUGGAGCACGCCUUUCUGAUCGGGACCCGGGCACAGGAUGUCGAGAUGCGCAAUAGGUUCCUUGCUAUAUUCGACAAGAGCUUGUCGAAGACGGCCACGGCGCGCCUGUCGUAUGUUAUCUGUUCUCAGAACUGGGAUACUCUCGCCGAAUCCUUCUGGCUAGCUCAGGCGACUCAGCUCCUCCUCGGUGCUGUGGAGAUGAACACCAGCAUCCAGUUGCACCAGGACGACUUCCGGACACUUCCUGCAUCUACGGUUUUUGGCACAUACUCGAGGGAUACGAGAGAGCCUUCCACGAUGAUUGACGAUAAGUACGAGACGUUCAUGUCCAGCCACCGGCGUUUCGUUGCCGAAUUGGGAGACGUCAAGGUCCGAGAUGUCGUGGAGCCGCUCACCCAACUCCAGCAUGUUGACAGUAACCUUUCUCACAGCCUCUGGAUCGCUCUAUUCCCCAUGUUCUGGGCUGCUACUGCCAAGGAGGAAAAGAGUGACCUCGAAAAGGGCCUCGUCGUGCUCCUUUCUAAAGACUUUCACUCACGCCAGAUUGAUAAGCGGCCCAAUGUAGUGCAGACAUUAUUAGCAGGCGCCGCCAAGGCGUGGCCCGAGUGCAAGAUCCCUCCACACAUUCUCAAGUUCGGGGCCAGGACUUAUGACGCCUGGUAUACUGCUUUGGUCCAGCUCGAGAAUGCCGCCAUCAAGCCCGAUAUCGACUCGGCCAAUGUCCGCGAGAGCAACCUGGAUGCGCUGGUUGAGCUAUAUGCGAGCCUGAAGGAAGACGAUCUCUUCUAUGGAACGUGGCGCCGGCGGUGUCAGUUCGUGGAAACAAAUGCGGCUCUGUCGUACGAACAGAAUGGCAUGUGGGACAAGGCGCAGAAGAUGUAUGAGGCUGCCCAAAUCAAGGCUCGAACCGGCGUCAUCCCGUUUUCCCAGGGCGAGUACAUGCUUUGGGAAGAUCACUGGGUUCUUUGCGGACAGAAACUACAGCAAUGGGAGAUUUUGCAAGAUUUUGCAAAGCACGAAAACCUACAGGAUCUUCUACUCGAAUGCGCAUGGCGAAGUAUCGAGAUGUGGCAAACGGAAGAACAGCGAGACGGCCUAGACAUGCUUAUCAAGGGUGUUAUGGACGCCCCGACAGCUCGUCGGGCAUUCUUCCAGAGCUUCAUGUCCCUCUUGAAAUUCCACAGCAAACAAGAGACCGUCCAGGACUUCUCUCGCGUCUGCGACGAAGCCAUACAGCUAUCCAUCAGGAAGUGGCACCAGUUACCACAACGCCUAACCGCUGCCCACGUCCCCCUCCUCCACAACUUCCAACAACUCGUCGAACUCCACGAUGCUAGCGUCAUCUGCCAAAGUCUGGCCAAUACCAAUUCGGGAAAUCUGGACGCGAAAUCUGGAGAGCUCAAGCUGCUUCUCGCAUCAUGGCGGGACCGUCUGCCGAACAUAUGGGACGAUAUUACUGACUGGCAGGAUCUAGUCACCUGGAGGCAGCACAUAUUCGGCCUGAUCAACAAUACCUACCUCCAGCUCCUGCCGCAGCAGGGACAGGGCGCCAACGGUGCUUCGUUUGCCUAUCGAGGGUAUCACGAGACGGCAUGGAUAAUUAACCGCUUCGCCCACGUUGCUCGGAAGCAUAACUUACCCGACGUGUGCAUCAAUCAGCUGAGCCGCAUCUACACCCUCCCCAAUAUCGAGAUACAGGAGGCGUUUUUGAAGCUGAGGGAGCAAGCCCGGUCUCACUAUGAGAACCCCGACGAGCUCACAAGCGGGCUGGAUGUCAUCAACAACACUAACCUCAAUUACUUUAACAACCAGCAGAAGGCAGAGUUCUUUACUCUCAAGGGCAUGUUCUUGGAGAGACUCAAGCAGAAGGAGGAUGCGGACGCCGCUUACGGUACCGCCCUCUACUAUGACAUCGGGAAGGCCAAGGCAUGGGCCGAAUGGGGGUACUUCAACGACCGCAAAUUUAAAGAGGACCCUUCGGAUCUGAACUCUGCCAGACAAGCGUUAACUUCGUAUCUGCAAGCCAUCGGCAGUUACAAGAGUGGGAAGGCUCGGAAGCUCAUCGCACGUAUCCUCUGGCUCCUUAGUUUGGAUGACACGAAUGGAACGAUCGCAGCUGGUUUCGACGAUUACAAAGGAGAAACUCCCGUCUGGUACUGGAUCACCUUCAUACCGCAGCUAUUGACCGGCAUGGCUCAUAAAGAGGCCCCGAAGGUUCACGCGAUCCUCCUCAAGAUAGCAAAGGCACAUCCUCAAUCUUUGUAUUUCCAACUGAGGACAAACCGCGAAGAUAUGCUUGCGAUCAAGAAGAACCAGGAAGCCAAGGAGAAGGCGCGACAACGAGCACAAUCGGCAGCCUCAAACAACAAGCCGAACAGCUCGCCGUCGCAAAACAAGCAAGAAGGUGCACAGGCAAAGCCGGAACUAUCUUCGAGGCCGCAGACCUCGAACGGAGAGAGCAGUAGUCAGGCCAAGGCAGAAUCCUCAGAGACGAACGGGGUCCCUAGCGUCCCACAGGCCGGCAGCGGCGCCGCAGCGGCGCCUAGCGGAGAACAAGCAGUCGGCAAAGAAGCUAGCUCAUCGGCUGCCGGACAGAAGCGACCGCCCUGGGAGCUCACCGAAGAGAUCAUGUCUGUUCUCAAGACAGCCUUCCCCCUCCUCGCGUUCUCCAUGGAGACGAUGGUGGACCAGAUCCAAAAGUCGUUCAAAUGCCCACCGGACGAGGAUGCAUAUCGGUUGAUUGUCGCGCUGCUCAACGACGGUCUAGCCUACGUGAGUCGAAUGCCAGCCUCGUAUGCCAAGGACGUAAAGCUGCCCUCGGCGACGGAGACCAAUAUCACUCGGUUCGCCGAGACUAUCCUCCCAGCCCACAUCAAAAAAGCGUUCGAGGCAGAUUUCGUGCAGGUGAAGCCGACAAUGUACGAAUAUAUCCACAAACUACGGAAGUGGCGCGACAAGUUUGAGGAAAAGCUUGACCGCAGAUGCCCGCGGGCUAAUCUGGAGUCGUAUUCGCGUCACUUGAGCGAGUUCCGGUACAUGAAGUUUGACGAUGUUGAGGUGCCCGGUCAGUACCUGCAGCACAAGGAUAAGAACCAGGACUUCAUCCGGAUAGAUCGUUUCCUCCCCAACGUAGACCUCAUCAGGGGUAUCGGUGCUUCCCACCGGCGCCUCAAAAUCCGGGGCCACGACGGCAGCGUCCACUCCUUCGCCAUCCAGCAUCCCGCGGCGCGCCAUUGCCGACGAGAAGAAAGAAUCCUGCAGCUCUUCCGACACCUGAACCAGACCCUGGCUAAGAAAAAGGAGAGUCGACGUCGCGACCUGCAGUUCACCGUGCCUCUGAUCGUGCCCCUUGCGCCGCACAUAAGAAUCGUCCAAGAAGAUACGUCAUACAUCACGCUGCAGGGCAUAUACGAGGAUCACUGUCGACGGAACGGAAUGGCCAAGGACGAACCCGUCAUACUUACGAUGGAAAAGCUGAGAGGGCUCGUUGAGCCGAAAGGAACUAAGCAACCCGAACAGGCGGCCGCAGCUCGUCUCGAAGUGUUCGCAGCCAUCCAGGAGAAAUGGGUGCCUCAUACUGUGGUGUUGCAAUACUUCCAGAACAUCUUCCCCGAAUACUCGGAGUUCUGGUUAUUCCGAC
This is a messenger RNA of Durotheca rogersii, 10975 nucleotides long. RefSeq lists its product as uncharacterized. The transcript is spliced from 3 exons. NCBI's taxonomy places the organism in Eukaryota, Fungi, Ascomycota, Sordariomycetes, Xylariales, Xylariaceae. Gene Ontology annotation, biological process: DNA repair; regulation of DNA-templated transcription. Gene Ontology annotation, molecular function: protein binding; transcription coregulator activity. The record is from RefSeq and is a predicted model, not a curated record. The annotation marks the transcript as partial. Gene Ontology annotation, cellular component: NuA4 histone acetyltransferase complex; SAGA complex; nucleus.